AUGUCACUCAUUCCUCCAACCUUCGUAGCACCUUCCGGCACUUCGCGACACCGGUCCUUCCAUGGGGGUAUGGCGGGUAUGGCGGCAUGGCUGGACCGGCGCCGUCACAAAUUCGACUCCUCUACCGCCGCCGGGACUUCUAAAUCCGCUAGAGAAUCCUCUACCACCACCGGGACCUCCAAGUCCGCCAAGGAAUCCUCCUCUUCCAAAACCGCCGCCUUUACCCGGGAAACCUGUACUCAAUCCUCUAGGGCUACUAUCGCUAAAACUGCCGCCUACACCCGGGAAACCUAUACCCAAUCCUCUAAAGCCGCUAUCGCUAAGACUGCCGCCUAUACUACCGGAGCCGAAGCCAAUCCCCUUACCUAA
Neurospora tetrasperma FGSC 2508 is the source of this 369-nucleotide messenger RNA. RefSeq lists its product as uncharacterized. The coding region runs from base 1 to 369 and encodes 122 amino acids. Lineage: Eukaryota; Fungi; Ascomycota; Sordariomycetes; Sordariales; Sordariaceae. The transcript has 2 exons. The record is from RefSeq and is a predicted model, not a curated record.